AUGGCGUCCCUGGUAGAGGUCUUUAUGGGAUCAUAUUCUUCUUCAGCACCGGUGGACUGGGAGGCAGAGGCCUACCCGGAGUACAGUGAGGCCUUGCCUGACUACGCCUUGCUCCCCCUACUCGUCGCCUUCUUCCCCGCCUUGCGCUUGAUCCUCGAUCAAUUCGUCUUUGAGGUGUUAGCAAGACGACUUAUAUUUAGAAAGGGACAUGACAAGAUUGCUGAAAUACAUGAAAGGAGAAACAAAAUCCACAAAUUUAAAGAAUCAGCCUGGAAAUUUGUUUAUUUUCUUUCGGCGGAACUAUUUUCAUUAUCUGUGACAUACAAUGAGCCAUGGUUCACAAAUACAAGAUACUUUUGGGUAGGGCCCGGCGAGCAGCUCUGGCCUAAUCAAAAGAUGAAGCUGAAGCUUAAGGCUGUAUACAUGUUUGUUGCUGGAUUUUACAUAUAUUCUAUCAUUGCACUUCUGAUCUGGGAAACAAGGCGAAAGGACUUCGGAGUUUCCAUAUGUCACCAUGUGGCAACUGUUGUUCUAAUUGUUAUGUCCUAUAUUUGCAGAUUAUCUCGUGCUGGGUCAGUCAUUUUAGCCAUCCAUGAUGCAAGUGAUAUAUUCGUAGAGAUAGGAAAGAUGGCCAAGUACAGUAGCUGUGAGUGGCUAGCUGCUGUGGCAUUUCUAUUUUUUGUGGCUUCUUGGAUCCUUCUUCGGCUAAUAAUUUUUCCUUUAUGGAUCCUAGGAAGCACAAGUUAUGAAGUAGCUAUGAUCCUGGAAAAGGACAACAACAAAAUCUACAGAAGCUCAUAUUACUAUCUUUUCAACACUCUCUUGUUCUCACUUCUAGUCUUUCACAUAUAUUGGUGGGUAUUGAUUUAUAGGAUGCUUGUCAAACAAAUCCAGUCCAGUGGGCAUGUUGGUGAGGAUGUUCGAUCCGGUCAGUUACUCUUUUCUUGCUCAUUUCCUCGGUGUUACAUUUAUUUUCUUUCUCAGCAGCAUCUUCUUAUGUAUUUCUUAUAAGUUAUCCCUGCUAUCAAACAGAUUCUAAGGCGAAAAUGAUCAUGAAGAUUAAUCUGUAGGUUGUUGGAUGCUUGAAGAACUAUAUAUGAUGUCUCUUGUUUGGAAUGAGAAUUGUGCAAAAGGGUUGUAUAAAGAAUAAUAAUGUCAAGGAGGAACCAGUUAGCAUGUCGAUUAGGAGGAAAUUAUGUUACAAGAACAAAAUUGAAAAGGCUCAAAUCUCGGUGUCACUAGAACAAUUAUCCUUGAUACGAUAUCAUUCAGGAUCUUGAGGCAUAAAUCAAACAUUGUAAAUUUUCUCUCCCAAUACAUGUCAAAAUGUCAUUGUAGAAAUAUUGAGAGUCUCCAAGUUAAAAAAAACUAUCUUUUAUCCGACUUGAUUGAAAUUAAGUGGUGCGAGUGUGAACCAUCAUGUUUUGCUUUUUUGUUCCAUCUUUUUUCUGCGUACCACUACUCGAAUCACUGAA
Messenger RNA from Aegilops tauschii subsp. strangulata, 1475 nucleotides. RefSeq names its product ASC1-like protein. Gene Ontology annotation, cellular component: endoplasmic reticulum; membrane. Gene Ontology annotation, biological process: ceramide biosynthetic process. Gene Ontology annotation, molecular function: sphingosine N-acyltransferase activity. NCBI's taxonomy places the organism in Eukaryota, Viridiplantae, Streptophyta, Magnoliopsida, Poales, Poaceae. The record is from RefSeq and is a predicted model, not a curated record.